UGUUUCUUGAGCUGUUAUAACUAUAGCACAAAUGGAGGGUCUUAUACCGUUUGUUUACAGAGCCUUCAUGCAAAUCCGUUAUGGCGACGACUCGUCGCUUUCUUCUUCUUACUACGUUCGUUUACCGGGUGAUUCAAGCCGGUUCGAGAGAUCCGAUUUCGAAGUGUCGGGUCUUGGAUCGUCUUCCAAUAUGGCAUCGUCAAAGACCACAACCACGACCACUACGUUUGCUGUUUCCACUGGAGUCCAGUCACCCGGUCAUCGUCGGGUCGUGACAUGAUGCGAACGCGCUUCCAAGGGAACCUGAAGAUGCGCGUGACGGAAAGGGUUCGUGACUUUGUAAUUACUACAUGAUUAGGCUUAGUGUCUGAUAUUUUUAUGAGUGCUUGGAAUGAUCGAAUAAACCUGAUGUAAUAAUCGGGGUGGGGAGAUUGAUUCUCUAAGCGUGGGAUUUUAACCAAAGGGUGGUCUCGUGACUUUCAUGUGUUUAUUUCAAGGGGGUUUAGUUGUAUAAAACUAUAUAUAUGGAUGUUUUCGUAUA
Molecule: messenger RNA, 541 nt
Organism: Brassica napus (rape)
Lineage: Eukaryota; Viridiplantae; Streptophyta; Magnoliopsida; Brassicales; Brassicaceae
Exons: 1
Coding region: 32-280 (82 amino acids)
Source: RefSeq, a predicted model, not a curated record